CUGGCUAGGGCUAGGGUUUCCGAGCUGAGACUGAGAGUGAGGAGGGGCCUCUCCAUCCAUCCAUCGCCGUCGGGAGCUUCUGCUGAGUACACAGACCGAGAGAGUGAAAGGGGAAGAAGAUGAAGACGAUCCUGUCAUCGGAGACCAUGGACAUCCCCGACGGGGUCAGCAUCAAGGUCAACGCCAAGAUCAUCGAGGUGGAGGGCCCCCGGGGGAAGCUCACCCGCAACUUCAAGCACCUCAACCUCGACUUCCAGCUCAUCAAGGACGAGGCCACCGGCAAGAGGAAGCUCAAGAUCGAGGCGUGGUUCGGCUCCCGAAAGACCUCUGCCGCCAUCAGGACCGCCCUCAGCCACGUCGAGAAUCUCAUCACCGGCGUCACCAAGGGAUACCGGUACAAGAUGCGGUUCGUCUACGCUCACUUCCCGAUCAACGCCAGCAUCACCAACAGCAACAAGUCGAUCGAGAUCAGAAACUUCCUCGGCGAGAAGAAGGUGAGGAAAGUGGAUAUGCUUGAGGGUGUCUCUGUCGUUCGAUCCGAGAAGGUCAAGGAUGAGCUGGUCGUGGAUGGAAAUGACAUCGAACUUGUUUCUAGAUCCUGUGCUUUGAUUAAUCAGAAAUGUCACGUCAAGAACAAGGAUAUUAGGAAGUUCCUCGAUGGUAUCUAUGUUAGCGAGAAGGGAACCAUCUUGGUGGAGGAGUAAGCGAAGUAGAAUGUUAUAUUUGGUUUUUUUAUAUCCUUUGUAGGGAAUUUCUCUUUGAAAUGGCCCUCUUUCAGCCAACUUCUUCCUCCGGACUUUGUGUUGAGAACUUCAGGGAGCUUGUUUGCGAUGGGUUUUGACAAUUUUGAGUCAAGGAUGUUCAUUUUGGGAACCAUUUAGUAAUGCUAUUCUUCUCUUUUCCUUUUAGUUUUAAAGUGACGGGUUAUUUCUUAAAUGUGCCCUUUAUCUUGGUUAUUGCGAAUACAGUUCCUUCAA
Molecule: messenger RNA, 977 nt
Organism: Punica granatum (pomegranate)
Lineage: Eukaryota; Viridiplantae; Streptophyta; Magnoliopsida; Myrtales; Lythraceae
Source: RefSeq, a predicted model, not a curated record